CGCCAUGAACAGCCACGUGCCCGGUGGCGGCGAGGUGGUGGGCCCGAUGGUGGGCCAGCCGUUCACCGCGGGCCCGCCGAUGCCCGCCGCGCUCAGACAGUCGGCGGCCAACAUCAACAACAACAUCGGAGAGGGUGGCGUCCAGGUCAAGCAGGAGUCGAACCUGAUGGAGGGCGUGUGCGCCCAGUGCGGCCGCACGAUCAGCGAUCGCUACGUGAUGCGCGUCAACGAGCGCGACUACCACGAGGCAUGUCUGGCCUGCUGCGAGUGCUCGGCGCCGCUCAGCCACUCGUGCUACACGCGCGACUGCAAGCUCUACUGCCGGCUGGAUUACGAGCGCGUCUUCGGCGCCAAGUGCGGCCGCUGCCAGCAGAAGCUCGACUGCAACGAUCUCGUGCAGCGGGUGCCGGCCAUAGUGUCGCCUCUUCAGCAGCAACAGCAGACGAACAACAAUCCCGAGCCUCCGAGUUCCGGAGGUGGUGCUUGCAAGCCCGGCGUCGGCGGCGGGGCCGUCUUUCACGUGGACUGCUUCGUGUGCUGCAUAUGCGGCGAGCCGCUGCUGCGGGGCGCGCCCUACAUACUCAGGCACGGCCAGCCGCUGUGCAAGCGCGAGUUUCCCAGCGACAUUUACAGCCUCAACAGUCCGCAAGACGACGACCUGAUGGACGACAGCAGGCCGCGCGACGGCCGACGCGGCCCGAAACGGCCGCGCACCAUACUGACGUCGGUGCAGCGGCGCCAGUUCAAGGCGUCGUUCGAGGUGUCGCCCAAGCCCUGCCGCAAGGUGCGCGAGGCCCUGGCCAAGGACACGGGCCUGAGCGUGCGAGUCGUCCAGGUCUGGUUUCAGAAUCAGCGCGCCAAGGUGAAGAAGAUGCAGCGCAAGGCCAAGACCGAGGCCAGCUCCGACAAGGAGCCCAAGGAGGAGAGAAACAAGACCGAGAGCCCGCACAGCGAUCACAGCCAUUAUCUGAACGCGCUGAGCAUGAGGGACGGUGAAUCGUCGAGCUUCCCGUCGUCGACGCAGCCGCUCAAUCCCAACAAUCCCUAUUCGCCCGAUGACGUUUAUCCGGGCCACUCGGGCGACAGCUUCUGCAGCAGCGACGUGUCGCUCGACGGCACCGAGCCGGGCUUCGAGAUGUGCGAGAACGAGAGCGGCGGCGGCCCGGACGGCAGUCACCAGAGCGGCGGCGGCGGCGGACACUCGCAUCACGGCCAAGCCUCCGGGCCCGGGGGCGGUCAGAUCGGCAUCGGUGGUGGCCACCAGGGCUCCGGCGGCCACGCGGGAGAGAUGCCCUCGCUCGCCCAGAGCCUACACUCGACCAUGCACAAUCCCAUCGACAAGCUGUUCAUGAUGCAGAACAGCUACUUCAGCAGCGCCGAUCAUUCUUAAAAGAUUUCUUAUAAUUACAUGGCAUAUAUCAUUCGACGAUACCAAAAAUUGUUAUCUAGUCAUUUAAAAGAAAGAGAGAGAAGACGAUUAUUGUCUUCUUCUGCUUUUUUUUUGUUAUCGAAUUUCAACUCAGUGGUAGGGCGAGUCUAAUUUUUAUUUGUGAUCUAGUCGUUAAUUCCUAUUGUACGAUAAUUAUUUCCUUUUACAAUGAUAGUAAUGCUCUUGUACUCUUUUCUAAGUAAAUUAAUUCUAUGUGAGCCCAAAGGAUUUCGACGCAACUGUUAUAGAAAUAGGUAAUAAAAAAUAAAAUGAAAAAACGAAUAGGUGGAAAAAAAAUUGUUAAUUACUGAAGUAAAUACCCUAAUUGUGUAUACUGUACAAAUAAGCAGUGAGUCCAUCGAAUCCUUCGGAUCAAUGUGUAAAAAAAAAGUCAAUGAAAGUGUUUUAAAUUAAGCUUUAUAUGAAAACUUAUCGAUCGCAUAUAUUGAUAAAGUAAUACGAAAAAUUAUUCAUCAAUUUGUUUUAUCCGCAACGAAAAUAAUGUACUUGAUGGAUGCAACACGUCGUAUUUUCGAUAAUAAGUAUCAUCUUUCAAUGUCAUUAAGUGUACGCAGAUCGAAGUAUUCAUUUUAAGAAACCGAUAAACAUACGAAUUUCAACACUAUUGCCUUGGCUCAGAAAAUUGCAAGCAAAUUAGCAUACGUAAAUAAAUAAAUCACAAAAACUACGCUAAUAUUCAUGAUACACUGCACAAUGUAAAAUAUUGCAUCGGAUAUUAAUGUUUAAUUUAAAGAAUACUUCUUUUACAGCUAUACUUAUGCUCUACGAUAAUCUGAUAAGAA
This is a messenger RNA of Trichogramma pretiosum, 2232 nucleotides long. It is a transcript of the gene Lmx1a, whose product is annotated as LIM homeobox transcription factor 1-beta-like. Gene Ontology annotation, molecular function: RNA polymerase II transcription regulatory region sequence-specific DNA binding; DNA-binding transcription factor activity, RNA polymerase II-specific. The record is from RefSeq and is a predicted model, not a curated record. Lineage: Eukaryota; Metazoa; Arthropoda; Insecta; Hymenoptera; Trichogrammatidae. Gene Ontology annotation, cellular component: nucleus. Gene Ontology annotation, biological process: neuron differentiation; regulation of transcription by RNA polymerase II. The transcript has 5 exons. The coding region runs from base 5 to 1390 and encodes 461 amino acids.